AUGCUUGCCACUCUGGGUACAACGGCACGUUGUUCGCCGUCGCACUCGCUUGCGCAAGAUAUCUGGGUCCGAUUAUGUAAACAGAGAGCAUCUAUCUACCACGCCGAUUGUUGGAGUUUUCUUGCGUGCCCCGAGUUCCGCUAUUUAUCAAAAGGAGUGGAGUUCAAAGACGGUGUCACUGCAGCGAAAUAUUUUACUAUCGGUAAAGAAGUUCAGAAGAAUGGCGUAAGAACUUCACCGCCUUGUAUCGCAUCUACGGGGGUCUGUUUACCAGCGGGACGACGUGCCAAUGCUAUCAAAAUAUACUUUGUAUUGAGAAGCCUAGGUUACGGACACAUCCAAAAAGAGUUGAGAAAGGCCGCAUUAUUCGCACGGCUAGUUACGGAUGAUGACGACUUCGAACUAUUUGUUCCACAGCAUCUUGGACUAGUGUGCUUCAGAAUCAAGAACGGUACCAACGCGGAAAACAGAGCUCUAUGUCGUGCCAUAAAUGACGACCGCCGAAUUCAUCUCGUACCAGGCGAAGUACACGGCGUCUAUUUUCUUCGUUUUGCCGUAUGCAGCCCGUUAACUAAUGAGGACGAUAUCAAAUUCGCAUUCAAUAUAUGCAAAGAACUACUAGCGAAUCUUAAUCUUAAUAACACUUUGCCUCAGAAUAAAUCUAAUUAA
Cooperia oncophora is the source of this 669-nucleotide messenger RNA. Lineage: Eukaryota; Metazoa; Nematoda; Chromadorea; Rhabditida; Trichostrongylidae. The record is from the annotation of a GenBank genome assembly.